This is a messenger RNA of Colletotrichum destructivum, 1066 nucleotides long. RefSeq names its product Putative retrieval of early ER protein Rer1. Lineage: Eukaryota; Fungi; Ascomycota; Sordariomycetes; Glomerellales; Glomerellaceae. Gene Ontology annotation, biological process: protein retention in ER lumen; retrograde vesicle-mediated transport, Golgi to endoplasmic reticulum. The record is from RefSeq and is a predicted model, not a curated record. The transcript is spliced from 3 exons. Gene Ontology annotation, cellular component: Golgi membrane. The coding region runs from base 141 to 713 and encodes 190 amino acids.
CCUCUUCCCACAGCAUUCCCCUCCCCAUCUCCGCUUUGCACCCAUCCCCUCCCCCCUGGGUUGACAACUGCGUAUCCUGUUCACCAGCCGCCUCAACAACAAGACACCCCAGAGUCUCGUCCGUGCUACUAUCGCCCAAGAUGGACUCCAUCGAGCCGGAACAGACGGCCUUCUCCUCGGUCACGGCGCACACCUCGAAGCUGCAAAGGCAAUACCAGGCGCUCCUCGACCAGUCAACGCCCUUCGUUCUCUACAGAUGGAUCAGCACCGGCUUCUUCCUCCUCACCUUCUUCGCCCGCAUCUUUGUGGCGCAAGGCUGGUACAUUGUCGCAUACGCUCUCGGCAUCUACCUCCUCAACCUGUUCCUGGCCUUCCUGCAGCCCAAGUUCGACCCCUCCAACGAGGCGCUGGACAAUGAGAUGGAGGAUGGUGGUGUCGGCAUUCUCCCCACCAAGCAGGACGAGGAGUUCCGCCCCUUCAUCCGCCGCCUCCCCGAAUUCAAGUUCUGGUACUGGGCCACCCGCGCCAUCCUCAUUGCCUUCUUCUGCAGUUGGUGGGAGAUCUUCAACGUGCCCGUCUUCUGGCCCGUCCUGGUCAUGUACUGGUUCAUCCUCUUCUUCCUGACGAUGCGCAAGCAGAUCCAGCACAUGAUCAAGUACCGCUACGUGCCCUUCACCUUCGGCAAGAAGAACUACGCCAAGAACAGCUCCUAGAGGAGCACGCAACCUAACGACGCGACGGAAUGAGGCUGGGAUUACGAGACAGGCGGUCUUUGUCACGCCGCUGCAAAGGCGAGGACAAGUUUGUAAGUCUAGGCACGAAGAAGUAUAGACAGUAUGCGAGUAUGAAACACAUAUUUUGACGAAGUCUGGACGGUGACGAUGGGACAGGGGGGGCUUCGCUGUAUGUAUAGAAAGGAAUGGCGCGAAGGGUUGUAUGAGUGAGUGAGUGAGUGCCUGGAUGGCUGUGACGCGCGAACCAGGUUCCUACACAGGGGCGCAUCAGCAGGCGGCGCUCCUGCACAACCGGGAGCAAUUGCCCCGUUGAUGAGUGACGGUUUUGCUUU